Messenger RNA from Pantherophis guttatus, 12067 nucleotides. NCBI's taxonomy places the organism in Eukaryota, Metazoa, Chordata, Lepidosauria, Squamata, Colubridae. The record is from RefSeq and is a predicted model, not a curated record.
GGUUGUUAAAGUGAGAGGAUUUACUUGGAUCAGAGGGAUCUCAAAUCUAUUCAUUCAGCUGUAAUCAGUGGCUUGUAGCUGAACGGCUUAAUAAACAAAACCCAAACCAUCACUAAGAAGAGAUUGACCUUUUUAUUUUGCAGCAUUGGCCAGUGCUGAGCCUGAAUUCCAACUAUUUUCUUCAUCAGGAGUGCUCCCUGUUAAGCUGCAGCCAUGUCAUCUGACAGUGAGAUGGCAGUUUUUGGCGUUGCUGCCUCCUUUCUCCGCAAGUCAGAGAAAGAGAGAAUUGAAGCUCAAAACAAGCCCUUUGAUGCCAAGUCAUCCGUCUUUGUGGUGGAUCCUAAAGUUUCCUUUGUAAAAGGUACUGUCCAGAGCAAGGAAGCGGGGAAAGUCACAGUUAAGAAAGAAGGUGCAGGUGGAGAAACUGUGACUGUUAAAGAUGAUCAAAUCUUUCCAAUGAACCCGCCCAAAUUUGACAAAAUUGAGGACAUGGCCAUGAUGACCCACCUCAAUGAACCUGCUGUCCUGUAUAACCUCAAAGAGCGUUAUGCAGCCUGGAUGAUUUAUACCUAUUCAGGUCUCUUCUGUGUCACAGUCAAUCCCUACAAGUGGUUGCCAGUGUACAACCCAGAGGUGGUUAAUGCAUAUAGGGGAAAAAAACGACAAGAGGCCCCUCCUCACAUCUUCUCCAUCUCUGACAAUGCGUAUCAGGCCAUGUUAACUGAUCGCGAGAAUCAGUCAAUUCUGAUCACUGGAGAAUCUGGUGCUGGAAAGACUGUGAACACGAAACGUGUCAUUCAGUACUUCGCAACAAUUGCUGCAGCUACUGACAAGAAGAAGGAAGAACCAGAGCAAACUGGCAAGUUAAAGGGCACCCUUGAAGAUCAAAUCAUCAGUGCCAACCCCUUGUUGGAAGCUUUCGGAAAUGCCAAGACUGUGAGGAAUGACAAUUCAUCUCGCUUUGGCAAAUUCAUCAGAAUCCAUUUUGGUGCCACUGGCAAGCUGGCUUCUGCAGACAUUGAGACAUAUCUGCUGGAGAAGUCCAGAGUUACCUUCCAGCUCAAGGCUGAAAGGAGCUACCAUAUCUUUUAUCAGAUCAUGUCCAACAAGAGGCCAGAACUGAUCGAGAUGCUUCUGAUUACUACCAACCCAUAUGACUACCAUUUUGUCAGCCAGGGUGAGAUCAGUGUUGCCAGCAUUAAUGAUCAAGAAGAGUUAAUGGCAACUGAUGAAGCCAUUGACAUCCUGGGCUUCACUGCUGAGGAAAAGACAGCCAUUUACAAGCUGACAGGAGCCGUCAUGCACUACGGGAACAUGAAGUUCAAGCAGAAGCAGCGAGAGGAGCAGGCUGAGCCAGACGGCACGGAAGUUGCUGACAAGGCUGCUUACCUCAUGAAUCUCAACUCAGCAGAUCUGUUGAAAGCUCUGUGCUUUCCCCGGGUCAAGGUCGGCAAUGAAUAUGUCACCAAAGGCCAAACUGUCCAGCAGGUCUACAAUAACGUUGGUGCUCUGGGUAAGGCUGUUUAUGAGAAGAUGUUCUUGUGGAUGGUCAUUCGCAUCAACCAACAAUUGGAUACCAAACAAGCCAGACAAUAUUUCAUUGGUGUGCUGGACAUUGCUGGCUUUGAGAUCUUUGAUUAUAACAGCUUGGAGCAGCUCUGCAUCAACUUCACCAAUGAGAAACUGCAACAGUUUUUCAACCAUCACAUGUUUGUCCUGGAGCAAGAAGAGUACAAGAAAGAAGGAAUUGAAUGGGAGUUCAUUGACUUUGGCAUGGACCUGGCUGCCUGCAUUGAGCUCAUUGAGAAGCCCAUGGGCAUUUUCUCCAUCCUGGAAGAAGAGUGCAUGUUCCCCAAGGCAACAGACACGUCCUUCAAGAACAAACUUUAUGACCAGCAUCUUGGCAAAUCAGGCAACUUCCAGAAACCCAAGCCUGCCAAAGGCAAGGCUGAGGCCCACUUUGCCUUGGUACACUAUGCUGGCACCGUGGAUUAUAAUAUCACUGGCUGGUUGGAGAAGAACAAGGAUCCCUUGAAUGAAACCGUAGUGGGGCUCUACCAGAAAUCCUCAAUGAAGACUUUAGCUUUGCUGUUUGCUGAUCGCCCUGCAGAAGAGGGCAAGAAGGCUGCCAAGAAGAAGGGUUCUUCUUUCCAGACUGUAUCUGCACUUUUCAGGGAGAACUUAAACAAACUGAUGAGCAAUCUGAGGAGUACUCACCCACACUUUGUGCGUUGCAUUAUUCCCAAUGAAACAAAAACACCUGGUGCUAUGGAUCAUGAGCUUGUGCUGCAUCAGCUGAGAUGCAAUGGUGUCCUGGAAGGCAUCCGCAUUUGCAGAAAGGGAUUUCCCAGUAGGAUCGUUUAUGCUGAUUUCAAACAGAGAUACAAAGUUCUGAAUGCAAGUGCCAUUCCAGAGGGCCAGUUCAUUGAUAGCAAGAAAGCUUCUGAGAAACUUCUGGGAUCCAUUGAUGUGGACCACACCCAGUAUAAAUUUGGGCACACCAAGGUGUUCUUUAAGGCUGGUCUUUUGGGUCUCCUAGAAGAAAUGAGAGAUGAUAAGUUGGCCCAUCUGAUAACACGCACCCAAGCUAUGUGUCGUGGUUUCUUAGCAAGAACAGAAUAUCAGAAAAUGUUAGCAAGGAGAGAGGCUAUCUACACUAUUCAGUACAGUGUUCGUUCAUUCAUGAAUGUCAAACAUUGGCCAUGGAUGAAGCUGUAUUUCAAGAUCAAACCUUUGCUAAAGAGUGCUGAAGCAGAAAAAGAAAUGGCCAACAUGAAGGAAGAGUUUGAGAAAGCAAAGGAGAAUCUUGCCAAGGCAGAGGCCAAAGUGAAGGAACUUGAAGAAAAAAUGGUGUCUCUGAUACAAGAGAAGAAUGACUUGCAACUCCAAGUCCAAGCUGAAGCUGAUGGCUUGGCAGAUGCUGAGGAGAGAUGUGACCAGCUAAUCAAAACCAAAAUCCAACUGGAAGCUAAAAUUAAGGAGCUCACUGAGCGAGCUGAAGAUGAAGAAGAAAUGAAUGCUGAAUUGACAGCCAAGAAGAGAAAACUGGAGGACGAAUGCUCAGAACUGAAGAAAGACAUUGAUGAUCUUGAGCUGACACUGGCCAAGGUUGAAAAGGAGAAGCAUGCUACAGAAAAUAAGGUGAAAAACCUUACUGAAGAGAUGGCGGUCUUGGACGAGACCAUUGCCAAACUGACCAAGGAGAAGAAAGCCCUGCAAGAGGCCCAUCAACAGACCUUGGAUGAUCUGCAGGCAGAGGAGGACAAAGUGAAUACUCUGACCAAAGCAAAAACCAAGCUGGAACAGCAAGUGGAUGAUCUUGAAGGGUCUCUGGAGCAAGAAAAGAAACUUCGCAUGGACCUUGAAAGAGCUAAGAGGAAGCUAGAAGGAGAUUUGAAACUAGCUCAGGAAAGUAUAAUGGAUUUGGAAAAUGAUAGGCAGCAGCUGGAUGAAAAGCUGAAGAAGAAAGACUUUGAAAUCAAUCAACUCCAGAGCAGGAUUGAAGAUGAGCAGGUCCUGGGCUCCCAGCUUCAGAAGAAGAUCAAGGAGCUGCAGGCUCGUAUUGAAGAAUUGGAAGAAGAGAUUGAGGCAGAACGGGCAUCUCGCGCCAAAGCAGAGAAACAGCGGGGUGAUCUCUCCAGGGAACUUGAAGAGAUCAGCGAGCGUCUGGAGGAAGCUGGUGGAGCAACUGUAGCUCAGAUUGAGAUGAACAAGAAACGUGAGGCAGAAUUUCAGAAAAUGCGUCGGGACCUUGAAGAGGCCACCUUGCAGCAUGAAGCCACAGCUGCUGCUCUCCGCAAGAAGCAUGCAGAUAGUGCAGCUGAACUUGGGGAACAAAUUGAUAACCUGCAGCGAGUGAAGCAGAAGCUGGAGAAGGAGAAGAGUGAACUGAAGAUGGAGAUUGAUGAUCUUGCAAGCAAUAUGGAAUCUGUCUCUAAAGCUAAGGCCAAUCUUGAAAAGAUGUGCCGCACACUAGAAGAUCAGCUAAGCGAAUUUAAAACAAAGGACGAAGAGCAUAUGCGUACCAUUAAUGACAUCAAUGCUCAAAGGGCUCGCCUACAAACAGAAGCAGGUGAGCUCUCACGACAAGUGGAAGAAAAAGACACUUUGAUCUCCCAGCUCUCUAGAAGCAAGCAAGCUUUUACUCAACAAAUUGAGGAACUGAAGCGACAACUUGAGGAAGAGAUAAAGGCCAAGAAUGCCCUGGCCCAUGGCUUGCAGUCUGCUCGACAUGACUGUGACCUCCUUCGAGAGCAAUAUGAAGAGGAGCAGGAAGCCAAGGCUGAACUACAACGUGCCCUGUCCAAGGCAAACAGUGAAGUUGCCACAUGGAGGACAAAAUAUGAGACUGAUGCCAUUCAGCGGACUGAGGAACUGGAGGAGGCUAAGAAGAAGCUUGCUCAGCGUCUGCAGGAAGCUGAGGAACAUGUAGAAGCUGUGAAUUCCAAAUGUGCUUCCCUGGAGAAGACCAAACAGAGGUUGCUGAAUGAAGUGGAGGACCUGAUGAUUGAUGUGGAAAGGUCCAAUGCAGCUUGUGCAGCUCUGGAUAAGAAGCAGAAGAACUUUGAUAAGAUUCUGGCAGACUGGAAACAAAAAUACGAGGAGACACAGUCUGAACUGGAAGCUUCACAGAAGGAGUCUCGGUCUCUGAGCACAGAGCUCUUCAAGAUGAAGAAUGCGUAUGAGGAAUCCUUGGAUCACCUGGAAACCCUGAAGCGUGAAAACAAAAACUUGCAACAGGAGAUUUCUGACCUCACGGAGCAAGUUGCUGAGGGUGGAAAAGCUAUUCAUGAGUUGGAGAAAGUGAAGAAGCAGAUUGAGCAAGAGAAAGGAGAUCUCCAGAGUGCCCUAGAAGAAGCUGAGGCCUCUCUUGAACACGAAGAGGGCAAACUCCUACGCAUCCAACUUGAGCUCAACCAGGUGAAAGCUGACAUCGACAGAAGAAUUGCAGAGAAGGAUGAAGAAAUUGAUCAGCUGAAGAGGAAUCACCUGAGGGUGGUAGAGUCUAUGCAGAGCACAUUGGACGCUGAGAUUAGGAGCAGGAAUGAUGCCCUGAGGCUUAAGAAGAAGAUGGAGGGAGAUCUGAAUGAGAUGGAGAUCCAGCUCAACCAUGCCAACCGUCAAGCUGCUGAAACACUAAAGAAUCUCAGGAACACACAAGGAGUGCUCAAGGAUACUCAAAUACAUCUGGAUGAUGCUUUGAGAAGCCAGGAAGAUUUGAAGGAACAAGUGGCCAUGAUUGAGCGCAGAGCAAACCUCAUGCAGGCUGAGAUUGAGGAGCUCCGGGCAGCUCUGGAACAGACAGAGAGGGCCAGAAAAGUGGCUGAACAGGAGCUUCUGGAUGCCAGUGAAAGGGUGCAGCUCCUCCACACCCAGAACACCAGCCUGAUCAACACCAAGAAGAAGCUGGAAACAGAUAUUGCCCAGAUCCAGAGUGAAAUGGAGGAAACUGUUCAGGAGGCACGCAAUGCUGAAGAAAAGGCCAAGAAAGCCAUCACUGACGCAGCCAUGAUGGCAGAAGAACUGAAGAAGGAACAAGACACCAGUGCCCAUCUUGAAAGGAUGAAGAAGAACUUGGACCAGACUGUGAAGGAUCUGCAACACCGUCUUGAUGAGGCAGAGCAACUAGCCCUGAAAGGAGGGAAAAAACAGAUCCAGAAAUUGGAGGCUAGGGUUCGUGAACUGGAGUCUGAGUUUGAGAAUGAGCAGAAACGCAGUGCAGAGGCUAUCAAAGGUGUACGGAAAUAUGAGAGAAGGGUAAAGGAACUAACUUAUCAGUCUGAAGAAGACCGGAAGAAUGUUUUGAGGCUCCAGGAUCUGGUAGAUAAACUACAGCUUAAAGUGAAAGCAUACAAGAGACAAGCUGAAGAGUCGGAGGAACAAUCCAACACGAACCUUUCCAAGUUCCGCAAGAUUCAGCAUGAGCUGGAAGAAGCUGAGGAACGGGCUGACAUUGCUGAGUCCCAGGUGAACAAACUCAGGGUGAAGAGCCGAGAAGUCCAUAAGAAGGUGGUUAUAAGUGAAGAAUCCAUGUCGUCAGACGCUGAAAUGGCAGUUUUCGGGGAAGCUGCCUCUUAUCUCCGGAAGUCAGAAAAGGAGAGAAUUGAAUCCCAGAACAAGCCCUUUGACGCCAAGACCUCCGUUUAUUGUGUGAAUCCUAAGGAAGCCUAUGUGAAAGGCGUUGUACAAAGUAGAGAAGGAGGGAAAGUCACAGUCAAGACUGAAAAAGGAGAAAGUGUGACUGUAAAGGAUGACCAAGUCUUUCCUAUGAACCCUCCCAAAUAUGACAAAAUUGAGGACAUGGCCAUGAUGACCCACCUCAAUGAACCUGCUGUCCUGUAUAACCUCAAAGAGCGUUAUGCAGCCUGGAUGAUCUACACCUACUCAGGUCUCUUCUGUGUCACUGUCAAUCCCUACAAGUGGUUGCCAGUGUACAACCCAGAAGUGGUGUCAGCUUACAGAGGCAAAAAGCGUCAAGAAGCCCCUCCCCACAUCUUCUCCAUCUCUGACAAUGCAUAUCAGUCCAUGUUAACUGAUCGUGAGAAUCAAUCCAUUUUGAUCACCGGAGAAUCUGGUGCUGGAAAAACUGUGAACACGAAACGUGUCAUCCAGUACUUUGCAACAAUUGCAGUUUCUUCUGACAAGAAAAAGGAAGAACAACAAUCCCAACAAGGCAAAAUACAUGGCACCCUUGAAGAUCAAAUCAUCAGUGCCAAUCCUUUGUUGGAGGCUUUUGGAAAUGCCAAGACUGUGAGAAAUGACAACUCUUCACGCUUUGGCAAAUUCAUCAGAAUCCAUUUUGGUGCCACUGGCAAGCUGGCUUCUGCAGACAUUGAGACAUAUCUGCUGGAGAAGUCCAGAGUUACCUUCCAGCUCAAGGCUGAAAGGAGCUACCAUAUCUUUUAUCAGAUCAUGUCCAACAAGAAGCCAGAACUGAUUGAGAUGCUUCUGAUUUCUACCAACCCAUAUGACUUCCAAUUUGUCAGCCAGGGUGAGAUCACUGUUGCCAGCAUUGAUGAUCAAGAAGAGUUGAUGGCAACUGAUAGUGCCAUUGACAUCCUGGGCUUCACUGCUGAGGAAAAGACAGCCAUUUACAAGCUGACUGGAGCUGUUAUGCACUAUGGGAAUAUGAAAUUCAAGCAGAAGCAGCGAGAGGAGCAGGCUGAGCCAGACGGCACUGAAGUUGCUGACAAGGCUGCCUACCUCAUGAAUCUCAACUCAGCAGAUCUGUUGAAAGCUCUGUGCUAUCCCCGGGUCAAGGUCGGCAAUGAAUAUGUCACCAAAGGCCAAACUGUCCAGCAGGUAAGUCUUUCUCAAAUCAAAGGGAAAGCUAAAAUAUUAAUUACACCCUUUAUGUGGAUGUUCCAUGUUGCAUAUGUCACCAAUUUGUUCUUCUAGGUCUACAAUAACGUAGGUGCUCUGGCUAAAGCUGUCUUUGAGAAGAUGUUCUUGUGGAUGGUCAUUCGUAUCAACCAACAAUUGGAUACCAAACAACCCAGACAAUAUUUCAUCGGUGUGCUGGACAUUGCCGGCUUUGAGAUCUUUGAUUACAACAGCCUGGAGCAGCUCUGCAUCAACUUCACCAAUGAGAAACUGCAACAGUUUUUCAACCAUCACAUGUUUGUCCUCGAGCAAGAAGAGUACAAGAAAGAAGGAAUUGAAUGGGAGUUCAUUGACUUUGGGAUGGACUUGGCUGCCUGCAUUGAACUCAUUGAGAAGCCCAUGGGCAUUUUCUCCAUCUUGGAGGAAGAGUGCAUGUUCCCCAAGGCAACAGACACAUCUUUCAAGAACAAGCUCUAUGACCAGCACCUUGGCAAGAGCAACAACUUCCAGAAACCCAAGCCUGCCAAAGGCAAAGCUGAAGCUCAUUUCUCCCUUGUGCACUAUGCUGGCACUGUUGAUUACAACAUUAGCGGCUGGCUGGACAAGAACAAGGACCCCCUGAAUGAAACUGUGGUGGGUCUAUAUCAGAAGUCUUCCAUGAAGACCUUGGCUUUACUGUUUGCCGACCGUCCAGUAGAAGAGGGCAAGAAGGCUGCCAAGAAGAAGGGCUCUUCCUUCCAGACUGUGUCUGCCCUUUUCAGGGAAAACUUAAACAAGCUGAUGUCCAAUCUGAGGAGCACUCAUCCACAUUUUGUGCGCUGCCUCAUCCCCAAUGAAACUAAAACUCCUGGUGCCAUGGAACAUGAGCUUGUAUUGCACCAACUGAGAUGUAAUGGUGUACUUGAAGGUAUCCGAAUUUGCAGGAAAGGCUUCCCCAGCAGGAUUAUUUAUGCUGAUUUCAAACAGAGAUACAAAAUUCUGAAUGCAAGUGCCAUCCCAGAGGGACAAUUCAUAGAUAGCAAGAAGGCUUCUGAAAAACUUCUUGGAUCAAUUGAUGUUGACCAUACCCAGUAUAAAUUUGGCCACACCAAGGUGUUCUUCAAAGCUGGGCUUCUGGGUCUUCUAGAGGAGAUGAGAGAUGAUAAGCUGGCACAAUUAAUUACACGUACCCAAGCUAUGUGUCGUGGGUUCUUAGCAAGGUCUGAGUUCCAGAAAAUGAUGCAAAGAAGAGAAUCCAUCUUCACUAUUCAGUACAGUAUUCGUUCAUUCAUGAAUGUGAAGCACUGGCCUUGGAUGAAAUUGUACUUCAAGAUCAAGCCCCUGCUGAAGAGUGCAGAGUCAGAGAAGGAAAUGGCCAACAUGAAGGAAGAAUUUGAGAAAACAAAGGAGAAUCUUGCCAAGGCAGAGGCCAAAGUGAAGGAACUAGAAGAAAAAAUGGUGUCCCUGAUGCAGGAGAAAAAUGACUUGCAACUUCAAGUCCAAGCUGAAGCUGAUGGCUUGGCAGAUGCUGAGGAGAGAUGUGACCAGCUAAUCAAAAGCAAAAUCCAACUGGAAGCUAAAAUUAAGGAGCUCACUGAGCGAGCUGAAGAUGAAGAAGAAAUGAAUGCUGAAUUGACAGCCAAGAAGAGGAAACUGGAGGACGAAUGCUCAGAACUGAAGAAAGACAUUGAUGAUCUUGAGCUGACACUGGCCAAGGUUGAAAAGGAGAAGCAUGCUACAGAAAAUAAGGUGAAAAACCUUACUGAAGAGAUGGCGGUCUUGGACGAGACCAUUGCCAAACUGACCAAGGAGAAGAAAGCCCUGCAAGAGGCCCAUCAACAGACCUUGGAUGAUCUGCAGGCAGAGGAAGACAAAGUGAACACUCUGACCAAAGCAAAAACCAAGCUGGAACAGCAAGUGGAUGAUCUUGAAGGGUCUCUGGAGCAAGAAAAGAAACUUCGCAUGGACCUUGAAAGAGCUAAGAGGAAGCUAGAAGGGGAUUUAAAGCUAGCUCAGGAAUCCACAAUGGAUUUGGAAAAUGAUAAGCAGCAGCUGGAUGAAAAGCUGAAGAAGAAAGACUUUGAAACCAGCCAACUCCAGAGCAGGAUUGAAGAUGAGCAGGUCCUGGGCUCCCAGCUUCAGAAGAAGAUCAAGGAGCUGCAGGCUCGUAUUGAGGAAUUGGAAGAGGAGAUUGAGGCAGAACGGGCAUCUCGCGCCAAAGCAGAGAAACAGCGGGGUGAUCUCUCCAGGGAACUUGAGGAGAUCAGCGAGCGUCUGGAGGAAGCUGGUGGAGCAACUGUAGCUCAGAUUGAGAUGAACAAGAAACGUGAGGCAGAAUUUCAGAAAAUGCGCCGGGACCUUGAAGAGGCCACCUUGCAGCAUGAAGCCACCGCUGCUGCCCUCCGCAAGAAGCAUGCAGAUAGUGCAGCUGAACUUGGGGAACAAAUUGAUAACCUGCAGCGAGUGAAGCAGAAGCUGGAGAAGGAGAAGAGUGAACUGAAGAUGGAGAUCGAUGAUCUUGCAAGCAAUAUGGAAUCUGUCUCUAAAGCUAAGGCAAAUCUUGAGAAGAUAAGCCGUACAUUAGAAGACCAGCUCAGCGAGCUUAAAACAAAGGAGGAAGAACAUGUACGCACAAUUAAUGACCUCAGUGCUCAAAGAGCACGUUUGCAGACAGAAACAGGUGAACUGUCCCGCCAAGUAGAGGAAAAAGAUUCAUUGAUUUCUCAACUCACAAGAGGCAAACAAGCCUUCACACAGCAGAUUGAGGAACUGAAGAGGCAGCUUGAGGAAGAAGUGAAGGCCAAAAAUGCCCUGGCACAUGGCUUGCAGUCAGCUCGCCAUGAUUGUGAUUUGCUCCGGGAGCAGUAUGAAGAGGAGCAGGAAGCCAAGGCUGAGCUUCAACGGUCAUUGUCUAAAGCCAAUAGUGAAGUUGCUCAAUGGAGGACCAAAUAUGAAACAGAUGCUAUCCAGCGCACAGAAGAGUUAGAAGAAGCCAAGAAAAAGCUUGCUCAGCGUCUGCAGGAAGCUGAGGAACAUGUAGAAGCUGUGAAUUCCAAAUGUGCUUCCCUGGAGAAGACCAAGCAGAGGUUGCUGAAUGAAGUGGAGGACCUGAUGAUUGACGUGGAAAGGUCCAAUGCAGCUUGUGCAGCUCUAGAUAAGAAGCAGAAGAACUUUGAUAAGAUUCUGGCAGACUGGAAACAGAAAUAUGAGGAAACUCAGUCUGAACUGGAAGCUUCCCAGAAGGAGUCUCGGUCUCUGAGCACAGAGCUCUUCAAGAUGAAAAACGCAUAUGAAGAAUCCUUGGAUCACCUGGAAACUCUGAGGCGCGAGAACAAGAAUCUCCAGCAGGAGAUAUCUGACCUAACGGAACAGAUUGCUGAGGGAGGAAAGGCCAUCCAUGAACUAGAGAAAGUGAAGAAGCAGAUUGAACAGGAGAAGGGUGAACUCCAGGCUUCCUUAGAAGAGGCUGAGGCCUCUCUGGAACAUGAAGAGGGCAAACUCCUGCGCAUCCAACUUGAGCUCAACCAGGUGAAAGCUGACAUCGACAGAAGAAUUGCAGAGAAGGAUGAAGAAAUUGAUCAGCUGAAGAGGAAUCAUGUGAGGGUGGUAGAGUCCAUGCAGAGCACAUUGGACGCUGAGAUUAGGAGCAGGAAUGAUGCCCUACGGCUUAAGAAGAAGAUGGAGGGAGAUCUGAAUGAGAUGGAGAUCCAACUGAACCAUGCCAACCGUCAAGCUGCUGAAGCACUAAAGAACCUCAGGAACACACAAGGACUGCUCAAGGAUACCCAAAUACAUCUGGAUGAUGCUUUGAGAAGCCAGGAAGAUUUGAAGGAACAAGUGGCCAUGAUUGAGCGCAGAGCAAACCUAAUGCAGGCUGAGAUUGAGGAGCUCCGGGCAGCUCUAGAACAGACAGAGAGGGCCAGAAAGGUGGCUGAACAGGAACUUCUGGAUGCCAGUGAACGUGUGCAGCUCCUCCAUACCCAGAAUACCAGCUUGAUCAAUACCAAGAAGAAGCUGGAAACAGAUAUUUCACAAAUCCAGACUGAAAUGGAGGAAUCUAUUCAGGAGGCACGCAAUGCAGAAGAGAAGGCCAAGAAAGCCAUCACAGAUGCAGCCAUGAUGGCAGAAGAACUGAAGAAGGAACAAGACACCAGUGCCCACUUGGAGAGGAUGAAGAAAAAUCUAGAGCAGAGUGUGAAGGAUCUGCAGCACCGUCUUGAUGAGGCAGAACAGCUGGCAUUGAAGGGUGGCAAGAAGCAGCUCCAAAAAUUGGAGCAUAGAGUGCGUGAAUUGGAAGCUGAGGUUGAUAAUGAGCAGAAGCGUAGUGCUGAUGCCAUCAAAGGUGUUCGUAAAUAUGAGAGACGAGUGAAGGAGCUGACCUACCAGUCUGAGGAAGACAGGAAGAAUGUUCUGAGACUCCAAGAUCUGGUGGACAAAUUGCAACUGAAAGUGAAAGCAUACAAGAGGCAAUCUGAAGAAGCUGAGGAACUUUCCAACGUGAACCUUUCCAAGUUCCGCAAGAUUCAGCAUGAGCUGGAAGAAGCUGAGGAACGGGCUGACAUUGCUGAGUCCCAGGUGAACAAACUCAGGGUGAAGAGCCGAGAAGUUCAUAAGAAGGUGGUUAUAAGUGAAGAAUAAACUUACCUGAAAAUGGCAAAGUGACCCAAGAGAAGCGCAAAAUGUGAAGCUCUUUGUCGCUCCCUGUAAUUACUGUUUAUUUUGCCUCAAUUUGUAGAAAUAAAGAUUAUAGCAAUUGGAAAAACCA